AUGCCCGGAACUCUCUCCAAGAGGAUGGUAUAUAAAGAAGUGAAGCUCAAGAGCAAAGGCUCCCCUAGGAUUGGAGUCUUUGCCUUUCCCUCUGCCACGUCAUCUAUAGUCAGUGGAGGUUCUUUCUUUUCUUUGACUCACCUCAAGUUCUUUGUACGUCUUCUUGGAAGUCUGAGAUAUAGAACGUAUCAGUGUCUCCCUGGCGAUGGUGCCAAGAACGUUGUGGUCAGACCUUCAUAG
Messenger RNA from Eruca vesicaria subsp. sativa (arugula), 240 nucleotides. Lineage: Eukaryota; Viridiplantae; Streptophyta; Magnoliopsida; Brassicales; Brassicaceae. The record is from the annotation of a GenBank genome assembly.